UAAGGUUACUUUGAACUCUAUAUUUCAUGUUUCCUGACAUACCCUCCAAAGAACUGCAAUUAUGCUAGCGAGGCUGCAGGAGUGUUAGACAGUUCUUUCCCAGUUCUUUUGCUUUUCGCUGCCUUUCCAUGUGCUCCUGUCUUGUUUAGAGCUGGGCCUUUUAACUUUUAUUUGUGGUGUGCAUGGUUCUUAGGAUAUUGGAAAAAAACAUGCUGAGGAUUCACUGUGAGGCAUGGCUAUUUUUGUUAGAAGCUGAUACUUCAGACUGAGCUUUAAGUGUUGCCUCUGGAAGGCCCUAGGUUGCUCUGGGAGGGCAGGAGUCUGCAGAGGAAAGGGAAAGUUCAGAGGGGCGCAAAAGAAGAAGGAACAGAAUUAGAAAAAGCAGAGGACCUCCCUCUUCUCAUUCUGCAGCUCCUGCAAGAGCCAGCAACCCAGAAGUAUUAUCUAAGCUGCCACAGUAGAUCUUGACCUUUUUAACAGAGUAUCUCUUACCAUCUUCAUCAUGGCCGAGAUUACAGCAGAAGGACGUAUGUCUACAACCACGACGAUAAUAGAUGGUAAGAACGGAUCCAUUCCCUCAUCAUCCAUGAAAGUGGGCAAGAAAUCAGUUACAGAAGACCUCGUGACAACGUUCAGCUCACCAGCAGCAUGGCUUCUUGUUGUUGCUCUGAUUGUUACCUGGUCGGCAGUAGCUAUUGUAAUGUUUGACUUGGUGGAUUACAAAGCCUUUGCAGCCACCUAUUCACAACAUUGCGAUGAUCCCUGUUUACCACCUGGAAGAUCUGUUAACAAGCUCAGCACAGAACCACUGAGAAUCAUUCAUGAGACAUUGGAAGAAUCCACUGAUUGGCUUUAUGGCUUUAUUUCUUUUCUGUCUGACAUCGUAUGGAGUGAUGAUGAUGACAAUGAUGAAGGUGAAGUGGAACCUUCCCUGAAAAAAGAAAUUCAUAAAGAGAAGCCGGAGAGACAUGAAAAAAGAGCAGCACCAAAGGUAAUUCACAGAGACAAACCUGAAAAACAAGAAAAAAUUGAGAGGAAGGAACCCCUAAAGGUGACACAUAAAGACAAACUGGAAAGACAAGAAAAACCUGAAAAAAAGGAAAGGCACACAGCUACUCACAAAGAGAAACCUGAAAAGCCAGAAAAACAUGAAAAGAAAGCACCUCCUAAAGUAAUUCAAAAAGACAAACCUGAAAGACAUGAAAAAGCUGAAAAGAAACCUCCUCCCAAAGAGGAGAAGAAAGUAAAGAGCACUAAAGUGGAAGCAAAAGUUAAAAAGGAAGUGAAGGAUGGAAAAGGAGAAGCAAAGACGACUGAGAAGGUCAAGCAGGCAGAGACUAAAACAACAGAAGUUGGGCUAAUAAAGGCCAAACCGAAAGCUAAGGAGGAGAAAGCUCUUCAGACUGUAACUAAAUCGGAAAAGAAAGAUCAAUAUGCAUUCUGUCGCUAUGUGAUUGACAUGUUUGCGCAAGGGGAUUUUUAUCCAGGACAUAAGGAAAUGGUACCACCUCGUCUUCUUCUUGAACACAGUCCAAGAAAGAAACCGGCAGCUAUUGAAGGCAAAAAAGAAGAAAAGAAAAAGACUGAUGUAAAGAGGGCUUUGACUGAAACAAAGAAGAAAGAAAAAGAAGGGAAAAAAGAGAAAGCUCAUGAGAAGACAGCUGUCCCUGAAAUUAAAAAAGCAGAGAAAAAAGAAGCUGCUGUGUCCAAAGAACUCAAAAAGCCAGCAAAAGCUCCUGCAGCCAACCCAGCUAACAAAAAAACAGCAGCGCCAGAACCACACAAGAAAGAAAAAAUGAUGGAAACUGCCAAAACAGCAAAGAAAGAAGUAAAAGCACGUGCAUCCGUUGAGACUGUGAAGUCAAAGGCAGUACCUGAAAAGCAGGAAGAAAAAGCAAAGAAAGCAGCUGAGCAAGAUAAAGCAAAGACGAAACAAGGAAAUCCUGGAAAAGAGAAAGCAUUGAAAUCUCCAGCUGCUACAAAAGAUAAAGAACAUGCUAAAGAAAAGGCAGGAAAGAAUCCUACAUCUUUAAAAGAUAAAGAUUCUCUAAAAGGAAAAAAUCCCAAGAAUCCAGAGGUGGCAAAGGAAAAAGAUACUGGUAAAAGAAAAGAUGUGAAGCCUCCAGCAGCCUUAAAGGAAAAGGACUCUUCAAAAGGAAAAGAAAUGAAGACCUCAACUACAACUAAGGAAAAAGCUGCGCUGAAAAAGGAAGGGGAAAAGAAAGCUACCUCAGAGAAACCUCACGAAAACAAGCAUGCACGCGUUAAACAUGAAAAAGCUAUCUCUCAGACUAAGACAGAGGAGAAAAUUAAACAACAAAAGACAACUCCCACUGAGAAGUCAGUCCAGGCAAAGCCAGCAAAGCAUGAAGCAGUCAGACAUGAAAAAGAUGUUCCACCUACAAAACCGGUCAAACUGAAAAGCACUGCAAAGCCAACAGGUGAAAUCCCAACAGCGGCCUUGAAAAAAACAAAGACAGCUAAAGAAAGAGAAGAAAAAACAAUUGAGAAGAAACAUCUGAAAGAUGAAAAAAGCAAAGGAGUCCCGCCGGUAAAAGAAGCUCCACGACAUCACAACCUGACAACAGCUCCUGUCCGCUACUUUCAAUGUGUCUUCCUAAAUGGACCUAAUGGAUUUGGACUGCAAUUUCCCACUAAUCCCGCUUCGAACAAGGAAGAAAAGACUCACUCAAAGACUUCCAAGAGAAAGACAAGGAAACCAGGGCAGUAGGGAGACUGAGUUGUAUGAUCACUCACAUUUUGCACUUUAUCUUUUCUGCUGAGGUCCACAGUAGUUACAGUGGUAUUUGUCAUUGCAAGCAUGUGAUCCACUUGGACACAGGUACCUGGAAAAAGUUUCCAUGGGGCAGAGGCAAAACAAGCAGUAAUGAACUGUGUUUGACAAAGGCAGAAAUGUAAAAAAGUGCCCCGUUCCUCAUGGAAAGGCUGCAAUGCUAAGAAAGCAUUGGCCUGAUGGUGUGUGUGAGCAUGUGUGUGUGUGUUUUCCUGCCUCUUUUGCUCUCCUUGUUUUUCUUUACCUACCUGCUCAGCAUUGAAGUGAGUCUGUUUUCCAUUUAAUCUUAUCUAGGGAGUGAAAGGUUGAAUAUAGCUCUUAUAUCAGCAAGAUUGCAAGACUACCUGCAAUCCUAAAUCAUUUCUUCUUAACGUUCAAUCAAACUGCUGACAGGAAAAAGCCUCACUAAGUCAUGAAAAUGUGCUCUGUGACUGGUGCUAUUUUUAUGUCUCAUUGACCAGUGCAGCCUGAAGCUCACAUUUGCGCUGAGCCGCUCAAUAUACCACCACUACGUUAGCUCCGCAAGUCACGUUAAUGAUGAAUAUUUCUAUUUAACUCGAAGCAGUAGCAGCAUGGUCCGUUUGCCCUGCCUGUUGGUGAAAUACAAUCCCUUCAGUUUCUAAAGCCCAAAGCGAGCAGAAAAAAUGAAACAACACAGCAAAGUUGAGGAAAACCAGUGUUUUACCAACAUGAAGAAAAAAACGAAGUCAUUUUAGUACUUCUACUUUUCUUCUGUGGGUUAAUCGGAUUGACUUGCAGUGAAGGCCAUGUAAAUGGAGAAUAUAUCAGCCAGCCAUUUGUUAUUAACAUAAGUCAGAUGAAAAGCUAUGAUGUGCGAUGCCCCUCAUGAAACUAAAGCAACCCAAAUUUCCAGCGGGUAAACACGCCAAUUUGAUGCAAUCUCAGAUCAUCAAAAAAGCAAGCAAACCAACCCAAAAAAUUCAAACCAACAAACAGGAGCAUAUGAAAUAAUCCGAGUACCUGAUUUUACUAGAUGAAAUGAAAGGACUUCCUCACAGCCCAGUACUGUUGAUAUCUUAUAGAGGAGAAAUGGAAGUAGAUAUGCCAAUCCUCAACAUUCUUUUGUGCAUUUCUGUAGAAAUAAUGGAUUUGUUGCCUUAAGAAAGAGAUGGGAUGGCAUUUGACCCAUGUGAAGGCACAUGUCUGAAAACUGCCAUCUCAAUUGUCGGUGUGUCUGGCAGUGUAAAUAGUCAUAUGUUUUUGCAAGCUGCUAUGUGUUUGUAUCUCCUUAUUAUAUUUUUGCAUUUAAUUCGUGAAAUGUACAGCGGUGAUCUUAGUUAUAUAGUUACCUGGUGAAGCAGCAUGGUACUCUGUACAACCUGGCUACUUGUAGAGUCUGAUCACACCAGUAAUUAUAUACUGCUUUUCUAUUUUUAGCUUAGUUCAAGAUAACAACAGCCCCUUCCCCCACCCGUCUCGCUGCCAACCUACUCUUACCUUAAUCAAAUAAUCGACUCACGUGAAUUUUGGACAACUGAGUCUUUGACAGGUUUAUGCAAUUCAGAAAGUUUUGUUGUUGCACUGCUGGGUCAGGUUGGUACUCUCUGAUUACUGGUCAUGGCCUCAGGCGAACUGGGUUCUUGGCCUUAAAGCGCUCUCAUAUUGCACAGAUCCUGUGCUGCAAAAACUGUCAUUGCAACGAGCGGUCUAGACAGUGGUUUCUGGAAAAAGGUAGGAACAGAUCCUGCUCUAGGAGUAGAUCUCCCCACACAGGAGCACACUGCAGAUAAAAGUGUUCAUGGCGAAUGCCUCCACCGUCACUGUGAAAUCUGCUCUGGAGACAGAGCUGUCAACAGAAUAACAGAGUUUCAUGGCAAAGUGACAAUCUUUUGUUUUCUUUCAGUGGGACUUUUUAUAUUUCCAGUGACUUUUUUUCCUUCCCAAUAUGUGAUUUUGUACAUAUUAUUAUGGAUGUUAUUUCCCUAGUUUUUUACUGUGAAAGCUGUCUUAAAAUGAGAUUGUAACUUUCUGAAAUUCAGUUAAUUUAAUUCAAGACUAUAUCUAAUUCCAAUAAUCUGGACAAAAUUUUAAGAUACUAUAAACUGUUAUUUUUUCAGCUUCUUGUGGCAAAAUAAAUUUUGUUCAUUAUAGUUAGCCUUAACUUCCUAUUUGAGUUGGGACAUGACAAGAAUAUGUUCCAGAUCUCAUUUCCAUAAUGUUUAAAUUAGGUAUCUGAAAGCUUUGGAAAUAUAAGCAAUUAAUAUCAUUGAAAAAAUUAUAUAAAACCAGUCAUUUAUUGUUGUUUCCUAAGCUCAAUGACUGCCUCGAAGAACAGAAGAAACAGGUCCGCUCUCAAAGUGGCAAGCAUUUUUCUCUUUAAAACCAUCUGGUAACUUAAAAAAAACUGAAUUGCAUGGUUUUACUCAAAUUAGCCUGAAAUAUUGCAAAAUCAUAUGCUGAUUGUUAUCCAUUUUGGAAAAUAAAGAAUAUAAACCUUG
Molecule: messenger RNA, 5253 nt
Organism: Chroicocephalus ridibundus (black-headed gull)
Lineage: Eukaryota; Metazoa; Chordata; Aves; Charadriiformes; Laridae
Gene: TRDN
Product: triadin
Exons: 39
Coding region: 503-2731 (742 amino acids)
Biological process (GO): regulation of release of sequestered calcium ion into cytosol by sarcoplasmic reticulum; regulation of cardiac muscle cell membrane potential; heart contraction
Cellular component (GO): plasma membrane; sarcoplasmic reticulum; junctional sarcoplasmic reticulum membrane
Molecular function (GO): signaling receptor binding
Source: RefSeq, a predicted model, not a curated record